AUGAGUAGUGUACAAUGUACUGAUCAAAAAAGCAGCGGUAGCGAUAGUAGCAGUACUGGAGAGGAAGAAAGACUCAGACAAUUAUUUCUAAGCUGUGAUUCUAAUAAUGAUGGAUGCUUAAAUUGUGAAGACUUGUACGAUAUGUGUAGAAAACUUAACAUGGCAGAAUGUGCGGAGGAAAUUAUAAACACGCUUGGGGCUAAUACUAAAGGGAGCAUAACAUUUGAUGAAUUUCUUAGCUGUCGAGAGAAAGUUUUUCAAAUGCAAACUGAGGCGGAUAAUAUACAUUUCACUAAACCUGAUUUAACACAUCAUCAAAAUUAUAAACAAUUAGGAUAUAAUUGGUCUGGUAAAUCACAUGCAAGUGUUCCAAAUAAUGGGCAAGAAAUGAAUGAAAACUCUAUUCGUAAAACAAACGAAAAUAUCAAUCUCGGAAGUUCUGCAAGCGAAACCAGCCUUGUUAACUCAGAUCAAACUACUGUUACACGUGGUUGUUUAAGUGAUCUUAUCAUGAAUACACAAUAUCGUUUAGAUAUGCCACAACUUCGUCGUCAUGGUUACUGUGUAAAUUCUCGUGAUUAUCAACAUUAUUUAUUAGGUGUAUUAAAAGGUAAAACAUUAGUCGAUACAGCAAUGGGAUUAUUUAGUGAUGAAAAUAUGAAUUUUAAACGUUUUUGUUAUUGUAAUGAUUUUAAUGGUUGUAAUCAUGUGAAUAAAUUGAAAGUUUCAAUGAUUUUAAUUUUCUUUAUUACAACUCUCUUGAUAUUCUUGUGGAUAAAUUGAAUGCCGUUUAUUUUUUUUAUUGACUUAUUUUUUUCUCUUUUUUGAUUUAUACUACUUUUAAACUUAUAUCAGUAGUUAAAUUGUAUGAACAAAAAGUUGUAGGAUUUUUAUUUCAAAUUGUAUAUAAUGUUGAGUGAAUGAAUGUAUUUGAAAAUUGUUGAUCUAAUGACUGAUAUUUUAUGAAUUCUAAGAAUUGAUAUUUAUAUAGUAAAAGUUGUACAUUAAAAAGUGUAAAAGAGUUC
Messenger RNA from Schistosoma turkestanicum, 1025 nucleotides. The record is from the annotation of a GenBank genome assembly. Lineage: Eukaryota; Metazoa; Platyhelminthes; Trematoda; Strigeidida; Schistosomatidae.